UUGUAGGUACAAUACAAUUUUAUUUACUUCAUCCUAACAAUUUGAUAUCACUGGUACUGUACAGCACAUUUGGAAAAUGUUGGGUGUUUAAAAGCGACUCUAAAUAGUUAAAGACAAUAACAAGAAUACUUGGAAAUAAAUGUGGAAGGCAGAGCAUUUUAGUUGACCAGAAUAUUUUGGAAAGGAAUGGCACUUAAGCUAUUUUGACAUUAUGGGAACUUAAUUCUCAAAUGUCAAAGUUCGUUCUGUUUGUGAGAGAUGGCGAAACCGUUUUGGAUUUUAAUUAAAAUGCAGCGAUAGUAAUUGUGCAAGUGAAUGAGACGUACAUUUUUUUGGAUCUGGGUAAUCAACUCCGUAGUAUGAAGUAGUGUUUUAUUGAAGAUUUCUUUGAAAAUGCUUAUUAAAGAAUACAGAAUACCGCUACCACUCACGGUUGAAGAAUACAGAAUAGCACAACUUUAUAUGAUUGCAAAGAAAAGUAGGGAAGAGAGCUCUGGUGAAGGAAGUGGUGUAGAAAUUUUAGUCAACGAACCAUAUGAAGAUGGGCCAGGUGGCAAAGGUCAGUACACUCAAAAAAUAUACCAUGUUGGUAGCCAUUUACCAGGUUGGUUUAAGAGUCUCCUUCCAAAAUCUGCAUUAACAGUAUCUGAGGAAGCUUGGAAUGCUUAUCCUUACACAAAAACUAGGUACACAUGUCCAUUUGUUGAAAAAUUUUCACUGGAAAUUGAAACUUACUAUUAUGCUGACAAUGGCCACCAAGAAAAUGUAUUUGACCUUUCUGGGAGUGACUUAAAGAACAGAAUAGUUGAUGUUAUUGAUGUUGUUAAAGAUCAACUGUAUGGUACUGAUUACAUAAAGGAAGAGGAUCCGAAAUUAUUUAUUUCACAGAAGUGUAAUCGAGGUCCUUUGUCUGAUAACUGGUUAGAAGAGUAUUGGACAGAGGUACAAGGACAGCCUCAGCCAUUAGCUAAUGGAAAAUCUCUCAUGUGUGCCUAUAAAUUAUGUAGAGUAGAAUUCAGGUAUUGGGGCAUGCAAACAAAAUUGGAAAAAUUUAUUCAUGAUGUUGCAUUAAGGAAAACUAUGUUGCGAGCUCAUAGACAAGCAUGGGCUUGGCAAGAUGAAUGGCAUGGUCUAACAAUGGAUGAUAUUAGAGAAAUUGAAAGACAGACCCAAUUGGCUCUACAGAAAAAAAUGGGUGGUGAUUCACAGGGUGAGGAACAAGAUGUAUCAGAUGAAAAUUCUAAAUCCCUUGCAGCUACAAUGAGUAGCUUAGAAAAAAAUGAAGAAUUGACAACCCCUUUGACAAACAAGAAAAAUCAUAAUGAAAAACGCCUUCAAAAACAUUUAAGUCCAGAGAUUACUCCUCCUUCAGAUCGUAAAUCAACAUCAAAGUCGAAUCUCAGAUCUUCAUCCUCUGGCUCAAUAAAAAGUUUGCAGGCCCAAGCUGCAAACUGGCGAAUGGAAACACUUGUCAGAGAAUCAGAAACAGAAACGGGGUCAGAAGAUGAAUUUUAUGAUUGUGAAUCUUCUUUUAACAAAUGGUCUUCUAUGUGCUCUCUUGAUGAAGCUGAUAUUGAUAUUUCACCCAUUCAAGGUAAUCUAGGAACUCAAGAUAGCAUUUUUAAUCCUUCUUUCUUAAAACGUGUUACUUCUGAGAGAGGAUCUCGGAGAGUAGUAACUUUACAAAGCCACCACAGUGUUGAUGGAUGUCCUGACACACCAGAACAUGGCUCAUGCGCUACUACCGUAUUGAUACUAGUAUUUCAUGCAGGAAGUGUACUAGACGCAAAUGUUGACAUGACGGCUAAAAAAUCUGAUGUUACUACCUUUAAAGGAGCUUUUGAAUCAGUAAUGCGACAACAUUAUCCAACUUUAGUUGGACAUGUUAUUAUAAAAUUAGUAUCUUGUCCUUCCAUAUGCACUGAAUCACUUGGAAUAUUAUCAACAUUAAGCCCUUAUAGUUUUGAUUGUUCUCCGUCUACUGUUGAAACACCAUCACUAACUAAUGAUCUUAUACCUAUUGGUGCUAUACCUCUAAUAGCCACAACUUGUCCCGAAUAUCAUGAGUCUGUUACAAAAACCAUUAACUCAGCUAAUGCUGUAUUUAACGAGUUUAUUAAAUCUGAGGAUGGAAAAGGUUUCAAUGGUCAAGUUUGUAUUGUGGGCGAUAGUAUGGGGUCUGUGCUGGCUUACGACGCACUUGUUAGAAGUUUCCAGUAUAACUCACGACACGAUAGCGAAAAUAGUAUAUUAGAUACUGAAAUUACGAUUCCAAAUGAUCCCUUAGAUCAACAAUAUCUAAACAAAUCUCAUUUACAAGCGCCUACGCCGCGAAGGCGAUCGUCUUCUACCAGCGAAAAUCAAAUAAAAUUCGAAUUCGAAGUCAGUGAUUUUUUUACUUUUGGUAGUCCAUUAUCAUUGAUUUUAGCUUCUAGGAAAGUAUCAGAUGACAGAAGUCGAGAUAUUACAAAACCACCGGUUCAGCAGGUUUACAAUUUAUUUCACCCAACUGAUCCAGUUGCUUCAAGAUUAGAACCAUUACUAUCAGCAAGAUUCACAAAUUUGCCCCCCAUAAAUGUUGCUAGAUAUACGAAGUAUCCAUUAGGAAAUGGUCAGCCUUAUCAUUUGAUGGAAUUAAUACAAAGUCAUCCUCAAUUGUUUGGUGACCAUUUACAAAUGCCACCUACACCAAUUUUACGUAGACUAUCUGAAGCGUCUGUACAAAGCACAGUUAGUGGUUUAGUUGAUAAUAUUCCUUUGUUAACUAUGAAUGCUUUACAGCAGAAAUGGUGGGGGUCUAAACGCUUAGAUUACGCCUUAUAUUGUCCUGAAGGCUUAACCAACUUCCCCACGAAUGCUCUUCCUCAUCUAUUUCAUGCAAGUUACUGGGAAAGUUACGACGUUAUAGCUUUCAUAUUACGACAGAUCGGUCAUUUUGAUUUAGCUUUGUAUGGACAUUCAGAUGAUAAGGACUGCUCUAUGUUUAAACCAGGACAAGAAAGAGAAAAAUGGAUGAGAAAGAGAACAUCAGUUAAAUUAAAAAAUGUCGCCGCAAAUCAUAGAGCCAAUGAUGUAAUAGUGAAAGAAGGUUCUUCGCAAGUUUUCGUUGCUCGUUUUAUGUAUGGACCUUUGGACAUGAUAACACUAACAGGAGAAAAGGUUGAUAUAUAUAUGAUGAAAGACCCACCAGCAGGUGAAUGGACACUUUUAUCAACUGUUGUGACAGAUAAAACGGGAAGAAUCUCUUAUACAUUACCGGAGCGUCAAAGUGUUGGUUGUGGUAUUUAUCCUGUCAAAGCGGUUGUUAGAGGUGAUCACACUAGUUGUAAUUUUCACUUAGCUGUUGUUCCACCUCAAACCGAAUGCGUUGUUUUUAGUAUUGACGGUUCUUUUACCGCUAGCGUUUCUGUAACUGGACGCGACCCAAAAGUAAGAGCCGGCGCAGUUGAUGUUGUUCGUUUUUGGCAAGAUUUGGGCUAUCUCAUUCUGUAUAUUACUGGUAGACCUGAUAUGCAACAAAGGAAAGUAAUAUCCUGGUUAGCAGAACACAACUUCCCCCAUGGCUUAGUCUUUUUCUCGGACGGGUUUUCAACAGAUCCCUUGGGGCAUAAGGCCGCACAUUUGAACGGACUUAUUAACGAUCAUGGCAUAAUUCUACACGCUGCGUACGGUUCGGGAAAAGACAUAACGGUCUAUAACAAUUGUGGUUUGUCUCCUAGACAAAUUUAUGCCAUUGGUCGCAUUGGCAAGAAAUACAGCAACAUGGCUACUACUUUAAGUGAUGGAUACGCUUCACAUUUGGCAGAUUUGAAACAGCCUGGGGCAAUUCGCCCUGCUAGAGGUAAUGCCCGUCUUCUCGUCCCUCGUCGAUUGUUAGCUCCGGUUACAAAUGCACCUGCUUCCCGCGGUCGCCGUUAGAAACUUUAAUAAUAAAGAUCAAAAGGUC
Molecule: messenger RNA, 3946 nt
Organism: Bombyx mandarina (wild silkworm)
Lineage: Eukaryota; Metazoa; Arthropoda; Insecta; Lepidoptera; Bombycidae
Gene: rdgB
Product: retinal degeneration B
Biological process (GO): phospholipid transport
Cellular component (GO): cytoplasm
Molecular function (GO): phosphatidylcholine intramembrane carrier activity; phosphatidylinositol binding; phosphatidylinositol transfer activity
Source: RefSeq, a predicted model, not a curated record